This is a messenger RNA of Zingiber officinale, 3219 nucleotides long. RefSeq lists its product as uncharacterized. Lineage: Eukaryota; Viridiplantae; Streptophyta; Magnoliopsida; Zingiberales; Zingiberaceae. The coding region runs from base 676 to 2934 and encodes 752 amino acids. The record is from RefSeq and is a predicted model, not a curated record. The transcript has 2 exons.
UAAGUAUUUUGGUAUUUAGGAAAUAUUGUUUGACUAAAGGUGCUCAAACUUCCCCUUAAUUAAUUUUGAAGAAUUUGGGAGGAAAUUUUGGCGUCCGCUCGGAUCUAGCAAUUCCUCCAUUUAUUCGGAUCUUCUCUCAAUUCGUGGCGAUCAGGACAUCUAGGGUUUCUAGGUUUGAACGUGAAUGGGAAUUCGCUUCCACUGUUUGCUAAUUCAGGCUCGAGAAGCUCUGUUAUUCUUCAAAUCUUCGUUGUUUAGUGUUUCAGUUGCUCAUCUACUUCUUUCCUGAAAGCCUCGGGAUCUUGGGGGGAAAAAUUAGGUUUUUUUUUUUUUUUACCACAAAGGCUCUGUUAAAGAAGUUUUUUUGUUUUUUGUUUCACUCCAUUUAGCUUGUUUGUUUUAGCUUUGAUGUGCUUAGCUGAAAUGUGUUUGAGCUGUUCUCCUUUUAUAUAGAUCUAGUGUUCUAUGGUUCAGUGCAUGUGGUAACGCUUUGGAAUUCCUAGUUCUUUGUUUUCUUUUUAAUUGAUGAUGUUCGAUCAUGUUGCAGGAGAAGAUCGAUUUUCGAGUUGGUGAUAGUACAAGGGCACCAAGAAUUUCACAUUGUUUUUAAAAUUUUUUUUUUUCUUCUUUUCUUAAUCAUGAUCAUUGAUUGAAUAAGCGAAGAAACAUUGUAGCAUGGAUUGUAACAGGGAGGAGGCCCUUAAGGCAAAGGAAAUUGCAGAAAAGAAAUUCAAUGCCCAUGAUAUCAAGGGUGCAAAGAAGUCAGCUUUGAAGGCUCAAACUCUCCUUCCGUCACUCGAAGGCAUAAACCAAAUGAUUUCCACUCUGGACGUUUAUCUUGCAGCUGAAAAGAAGAUUAAUGGGGCGAAGGACUGGUAUGCAAUUCUAUCUGCGACUGCCUCAAUGGACAAAGGGACACUGAAGAAACAUUACAAGAAUUUAUCACUACAGCUCCACCCUGACAAAAACAAGUCCAUAGGGGCCGAAGGUGCUUUCAAACUCAUCUCAGAGGCUUGGAGUGUGCUGUCGGACAAGAGUGCGAAAAUGGCGUUUGAUCAAUUGACAAACGACAAUGGUUUUGUUAAGAAAGCUUCUCAACCGCGUGGUGAUAGUGCUGUUCAUAAUACUGCAAAUGGUUUUUACUCAUUUUCCAACACCACAACAUCUAGCAAAAGGGUUCGCAAGAGCAAAACUGCUGCUCCAUCUGCUGUCCCUCAAGCUCAUUCUGUUAAUCUGAACACAUUUUGGACAUCGUGCAGUCAGUGCAGGAUGCAGUAUGAAUACCUUAGGAUAUACCUUAAUCACAAUCUUCUCUGUCCAAAUUGUCACCAAGCCUUCAUGGCCCUUGAGAUAGGAAUUCCUGGUAAUGCAGCUGAUUCUUCUAUUCCUUGGCCAACCAAGCAGCACCGGCAAAAUUCAAACCAUAACUACACUGGUAAGAAUGGAUAUCCUUCCGAGUCCAGUACGUCAAUGUUUCACAGAACAGGAACUUUGGAAUUCCAGCAUGGUGCAAAUUUGGAGUCUGGUAAUCAUCAAAAUUUUCAAUGGAGCGCUUUUACAGGAUCAACUGGGGCUACCAGUACAACAGAUUCUUCACUUCAAACUGUUUAUGUAAACCACAAGAAGUUUGAAAAAAUGAGGAGAAAAUAUGAGAAGGCAGAAGCAGCCGCUCGAAGGGAACAGCCUGUUCAGACAGAAGUUCAUGUCAACAGCUCAGCUGAUGGUUCUGGAAAUUAUACUACUGGUCAAGAGCAGCCUGCUUUUAAGGUUGGCAGACCAAAAAAGAAGAGAAACAAGACUGACGAAGGUAUCAAGUAUCAUGGAAGAGGUGUGACUGAAAAUAUAUCCACUUGCAUCGUCCAAGGGGAUGGUAGUGUUGCAGUUGACCUUCCUAGAUCUAGGAUGGUUUCCAGACAUAACUCUUUGAAGGAAGUCUCACAAACUAAUAUGCGGGAGAUAUUGAUCAACAAAGCUAAGAUGACUAUUUGUAGCAAGCUAAAAGAAUGGAAGUUAUCUAAAAUAAAGAAGUUGAAAGGAAAAAAACAACUAGAGCAUAAAAGUGGUCGAGAAAGAGCCAUAGUGGAUGGAGAUAAAUGUGGGCAAACACUUCCUUAUGGUUCCAGCAUAAAGGAAUCGACUAGUGACCAUGAUGUGAAUUUAGGUGAGAAAGUCCCUCGACCUGUAUCAAUUGACGUACCUGAUCCGGAUUUCUAUGAUUUCGACAAGGAUCGCUUGGAAAGGAUUUUUGAAGGAGACCAGGUAUGGGCUACAUAUGACUCCGAAGAUGGUAUGCCUCGAUUGUAUGCAAUGGUUCAGAAAGUUUUGUCUCGUAGACCUUUCAGUAUUCGCAUGAGUUUCCUCACUUCUAAGUCCAACCAUGAACUAGGACCGAUUAACUGGGUAGCCUCUGGAUAUGCAAAGACAUGCGGGGAUUUCAGGGUUGGCCGAUAUCGUAUCAGUGACACAGUCAAUAUAUUCUCACAUAGAGUUAGAUGGGAGAAGGGCCCGAGAGGAAUAAUUAGAAUUCUUCCAUGUAAAGGCGAUAUCUGGGCCUUAUACAGCAAUUGGUCUCCAGAUUGGAAUGAGCUUACACCUGAUGAUGUGAUAUACAAAUAUGAAAUGGCUGAAGUACUUGCUGAUUAUCAAGAAGAAUCUGGUGUUACUGUCAUGCCUUUGGUGAAAGUUGCUGGUUUCAAAGCAGUGUUCCAUAGGCACAUGGACCCAACGAAGGUUAAGAGGAUCGCAAGAGAAGAAAUGUUCUGUUUCUCACAUCGGGUUCCUUCUUAUCUGCUAACAGGCGAAGAAGCUCAUAAUGCUUUGAAGGGCUGCCUUGAAUUGGACCCUGCAGCAACACCUGUUGAACUUCUUCAGGUUAUUACUGAAGUAGUGGAAGAUGUGAGUAUGCAAUUGAAUGACCAACAGUCAGGUAAGUGAUCCUGAAUCUGUACGACCAACCUUCAGAAUCAAAUAUAGUGCUCACCAUGAAAAAGAAAAAAAAAUUGUGGAAUCAAGCAUAGUGGAAUUUUCUAAAGAUUGAAGUCUUAUUGAUCUUUUAAGUUCCAUCCCUUUCCUAUGAUGGCUUGGACUAGGAUGUCAGGUUAGAUGAGUUGCCCACAUAUCUUGUGAUCUAAUCAUUAUUUUUUUUAUCUCCAUUUGUCAUACUGAUCGCAUGUCUAAACAGUACCGACUAAUUGAUUUCUACUGAAAGUCUUAGGAUUC